AGCUGAAUUUUUAUUCCGAGACCAAGAACGAGGUGUCAAGGAUGCGACCUCCUGUGGUUUACCCUGGUCGGUCUGAAAAUUUUGGAUCCACAAUUUUGCAAUUUUGCAAAAUAUUAUAUCAUAUUUAUCAUAUAGACGCCAUUAUAUUUUUAUGACGUGAAUAUUCGUUUGAUAUGUGUUUUGUGAGACAAGUGAUCUCCCUGAGUUUCGGUUUGGUUGCGGCGUGUGCUGAAAUCGCGGGAUAUGAGAGCUUGCGAGGUUUGGCGCGGGCGGUUGACUACCUCCCCAAGAUAGUCGAAACUAAUGAGGACUGCUCCUUCUUACCUCGCUUAUUCGAGGAACUGGUCCCUACGCAAUUCCAACUCGUGCACUUGGUGGGAUGUUACGAGUGGCGGAUCUAUGUGAACCUGACUGAGGACUCGCGUGAGUGCCGACAACUGGCUGCCAGCGUGAUCCAGCUCACUCUCACCGAUGGCGAGCUCGUCGAGAUCCCUUCUCUCUUCGACUUUGCCAGUCUUCAGUUCCAGGCCGUCCCUUUUCUCAUCGCUUUCCCCAACCUCCAGUCCGUCAGCUUCGCUCACAAUAAAAUACAGAAAAUCCAGCUCGAUACAUUCAGUUAUAAUCUUCAACUGCGAGAACUUUACCUCAACUCAAAUGAAAUUGAAGCUAUUCAGAGUGGAGCUUUCAAAAAAUUAACACUCUUGACCACACUGAAUUUAAGCAAGAACAAACUCUUUGAGGUGCCAGCUCUUCUCCCUCUGUCCCUGCUAAACUUAGAUUUGUCGGACAAUCAGCUCGAAAGAGUUGCACCGCAAACGAUAGAAGAGAAUGUUAAAAGGCUAGAAUCUUUGAAUUUAUGCGGGAAUAACCUUAAACCGAGGACAUCUUUAAAUCAUCUGGAAUUCGGGAACUUGAGAAGACUAUGUCUUGGCAGUGCUGGAAUAGGUUUUCCUCUGCAAAAAAACGAGAUUUUGGAUUUUCAACUCGUGAACCUCACGCUUUCAUCAGAAGGAAGUCUCCAUUGGUCACUUAACGCGAGUUCCCUCAGUGCCAUCAGGAAACUUCUACGACUUCAAGAACUGAAUAUAGAAUAUUUUAAAGUCGAAUCACUCGAGUUCUUGCACCCAUUGAGUAAAUUAGAAGUUCUGAGGAUGAAGAAUGUUUCUUUCGUGCAGGUAUAUUCAUUGCCAGGAAUGUUUUUCAUCAAUAAGUCUCAAUUGAAAAUAGUAGAUUUAGAGCAAAGCCCAAAAUUAGCAUCAAUUCUACUGCCGCACUUGGCAAAACUGCCGCACUUAGAAAAGCUAAGCCUACGUCGGACGGAGCUUAAGACGUUGCCGGCAGACCCGUUCACAACUGCGGAGACGGUCCGGCUGGACCUGAGCAUGAACCCGCUCCACUGCACGGAGGACUUCCAGUGGGUCCUCGAUCAGUGCGAGCAGAGGCGCCCGAACGGCGACGACUCCAUCCUCAUCUCGCCCGAUAUCACCUGCUGCGACGCGCCCUACAGACUCGAGGGGGUCGAACUCCGAUGCGUCGAUGACUUCGGCGGCUUGGAGAGCAACUCAACAUCGGACGCAAAAAAAACGGAUCGUAUCCGAUAGUGGUUCCAUUUAUCGUUUGGUUAAAACAUAGAGUACAUAGAGUUGUAAUGUAAAUGGGAGAGCUGGCGCCAUGUUCUGCUCGACGAAUUCCGAGCCCGGUGUGCGCCGAGUUCGGGUCGCUUUUUCGAUACAUUUUCGAUCCAAAAUGGCG
Molecule: messenger RNA, 1752 nt
Organism: Bemisia tabaci
Lineage: Eukaryota; Metazoa; Arthropoda; Insecta; Hemiptera; Aleyrodidae
Molecular function (GO): protein binding
Source: RefSeq, a predicted model, not a curated record